CUGGAAAGCGUAGUGGCGCGUGGUGAAUAAUAUCGAGUGGUCCCAUUCACAUUCACAGGUUUCGCUUCGGCCAUUAUUCGCCUAAGCAAGGUGUGGAGAGAGAGAGGAGAUACGCCAGAAUUAGCAUCGCCAGCCACCUAACCAACAAUUCAUCAUGUGCUGCUCGCCAGAAUUAGAUGAACACUAGCCCCGAUGAUUCCCACCAUCACUAUUAUCCCAAAUCUUCAACUACCAUAAAGUAACAUUCUUUUAUUUAUUUUUUUGAAUAUUCGACCUGAAAUUCUCAGAAUCCUGAAAUUUGAGCUGUUCUGAAAACUGGGUCUUCCUCGAGCUAUGCCGAGAGGUGAACGCGGCGGCGGCUCCAGUGGAGGCGUCAGGGGUGGAAAUAUCUUCUGGGGGAGAAAGGAGGACACUGAUUUCAAAGGAAUCGUUGUAAUCUUUGCUUGGGUUUCUGUUCAGGAGAGCCAACUAUGGGAUUAUGUGGAUUUGUACUCAUCCUUAGGGUGGAAUUCUCUUGUUUGUCAUGCUCAUUAUAUCUCUGCGUUUCAUCAUGAGAGUGCGCUGUCAUUGGCAAUUUCCGUUCUUGAUGAACUCAUCAAGGAGUUGAGGACAAGAUCAUGCCCUGUGGUAUUUGCUUCUUUUUCUGCCGGAUCAAAAGCUUGUCUGUACAAGGUAGUUCAGCUUAUUGAGGGAAAAUGUGAAGGUCAGCUCUACCUGCAUAACUAUCAACUGCUCAGGAACUUUGUUUCUGGACACAUCUAUGAUUCUGGCCCACUAGAUGUUACAAGUGAUUUUGGCAUCCGCUUCGCUCUACACCCAGCGAUUGUAAAAGUGCCAGGACCAUCAAAGGUUGUUUCCUGGAUGGCAAAAUGUGUGGCUUCUGGUUUUGAUGCUUUAUACCUAACCCGGUUUGAAUCCUUAGCUGCUGAACAUUGGCAAGCUUUGUAUUCUUCUAUUAAUUUUGGGGCUCCAUUUCUCAUUUUCUGUUCAGAGAAAGAUGAGAUUGUGGCAUUUCAAAGUAUCCAUACUUUCGUCCAACGAUUACAGGGUCUUGGUGGAGAUGUUACCCUUGUAAAACUGAGUAGCCCUUCUCACUUAGGUCAUUACAAGCAUCAUCCUAUCCAGUACAGAAUUGCUGUGACCCAUUUGUUAGAGAAGGCAACCUCGAUUUAUUCUCAUAAAAUGAUGGAAAGAAAGAGAACUGGAAUGGAAAGUAUGCAUGAUGAGAUCUCAGAGUUAAUCUGCGACCUACAGAAGGCAGCAAGUCAUUCAAAUCGGAGCCUCAGAAGAGUUGCAUCAGAGCCAAGUGAUCACUUCUUUCUGCCAAGCUCCGCAGCAUAUCAUGACAGUAGAGAUUCUGGCACUCCACAGGAUGAACAGAAAGAAAAAUCUGUUUGUCUGCCCAAUCUCCCGAGCAUCAAUGCUCAUAGUGUCCUUGGCCAAUUUCUUUUCGAUGUUUGUGUUCCCAAGAAUAUCGAGGAGUGGGAUGUUAAAUCUUCGGGGACCAUGAAUGGGAAGCCUUUUGCAUCUGCUCGCGGGCGUUCACCCUUCAGCAGUGUCAAGUGUAUCCGUCGCUCCAGAUUAUGAAAUCGUUUUCUUAUCUAACUUGAGGAGAUACUUAAUAACAAACUUAAUUGCAAGAGUAUGGUACAUCAGCUUUCCUGCAAGAACUUGACUAGACAAUAUGACCUUUCUGCAGAGUAACUGAAAUGGUUCGAGUGUUUCAUAUAAAUAGAGUUUGCAUGGGAAGAACCCACUCAUGGAUGUAAAUUAAUGAUCAUCUAAUUGCCUGACGCGGGAGUGAGUUAAGGAGAGGCUUGCAAGAAGAUGUUUUGCAUGUACAAAGAUUAGUGCUAGGGUCCAGUUUGGUUGUAGUUUUGAUCAAAACAAGUGUGAGUUUUGUGGUUUACCGGAGCCUAGAAAAUGAGCCCCACUAUCCACGACUCAAUGAAUGUAUCUUGUUAGAGUUUUUAUAUUGUACAUGGAUGUGUGUGUGCGUGUAUAUAUAUUGAGGUUAAUGAGAUGUGAUGUUUGGAAACUUGUAG
Neltuma alba is the source of this 2045-nucleotide messenger RNA. RefSeq lists its product as uncharacterized. The coding region runs from base 334 to 1587 and encodes 417 amino acids. The record is from RefSeq and is a predicted model, not a curated record. The transcript has 7 exons. NCBI's taxonomy places the organism in Eukaryota, Viridiplantae, Streptophyta, Magnoliopsida, Fabales, Fabaceae.